Molecule: messenger RNA, 1507 nt
Organism: Synchiropus splendidus (mandarinfish)
Lineage: Eukaryota; Metazoa; Chordata; Actinopteri; Syngnathiformes; Callionymidae
Gene: abhd14a
Product: abhydrolase domain containing 14A
Exons: 5
Coding region: 328-1155 (275 amino acids)
Cellular component (GO): cytoplasm
Source: RefSeq, a predicted model, not a curated record
CACUGAUUUUUUGGGGGGGGUGAGAUAUUUUGUCGACGUCGUCUUUUAUUUCCUUCUUUCGUGACAGAGCCAGGGGCGGGUUUUGGUCUCUGUUGGGAUCGCUGUAAAUAAGCGUCUCCAUGUGCGUUAGUCAUCCACAUAUUUUGGCUUUGGGUGGCAGCGCAGACCCGUGCGUCUCUGUCUAGGAAGAGUUGCACGGUCUGAAGAAGCGGCUGCGUCUGGGGUCAGUCGAAUCGGAAGCAGUGAUGAUGAUGGAGGAGACUUCCCCUGCAGGGUGUCACUGAACUGCUCUUGCUGCAUCCGCCGUGUGCUGCUUCCUGUUGAAACAUGAAUUUCUUCCGCAAUCGCCUUGUCGUCCUGGGCCUGGUGCUGAUGGCCACGGUCCUGCUGUACCUGCUGCUGCCAGCCAUCCGCCAGGGCAGCAUGGAGCCGUCACUGGACGCCCAGAGGAUGAAUUUAGUCGGCACUGCAGCCGCUCCUCCACCAGUCCCAUCAAUAAAUGUGUCCAUUCGUACCGGCCAGCUGCCCGGCGACCCUCCUCUGUUCUUCAGGGAGGCUUUACCAGUUGACGCAGCUGGACGACAGAUACUGCCAAGCUUGCAAGUGGUUUUACUGCACGGCCAGGCGUUCACUUCCAAAACCUGGGAGGAACUUGGUACCAUGUCUCUUCUGGCUGCUAAUGGACAUCAGGCAUUGGCGAUGGAUCUACCUGGCUAUGGAAAAUCCCCUGACUCGGAGGCUCUGAAGUCUGAUCAGAAUCGGGUCAACCUUCUCUCAAGGUUUAUGGAAUCACUGGGAGUCAGGGCUGCUGUCCUUGUCAGCCCCUCCAUGAGUGGCCAUUACUCCAUCCCCUUCCUCAUGAAAAACAGUGCUCAGCUGCAGGGCUUCGUUCCCAUCGCCCCGGUGGGCACUCGCAGUUACACCCCGCAACAGUACCAAAGCAUUCAGACUCCGACGUUGAUCGUUUACGGCGCCUUGGACACAAAUCUGGGCGCUCAGUCUCACAAGAACCUCAUUCAGCUUCCCAACCACUCCGUGUUAAAGCUGGAAGAAGCCCGACACGCCUGCUACAUGGACAGUCCCAAAGAGUUUCACCAGGGCUUGAUGGAAUUUCUCAGUAAGCUUGAGAAGAACAUAAGGUACAGACAGGUGUGAGCAGCGAACACUCAUGAACAAAAGAUGGAAAAACACUCAUUGACCUUCACAAUGAGGUCAUAUCACUCUAACAAACGUUCAUUCAGAUGUCGCAUUAUUUAAGCUUUUAACAGUCGCUCCAGUUCCGAUGUCCGUCCUGCCUUUGCAUGUAGUACCCUUGUGAAUACGAAGCAUGUGUUACAGAAGCAAAAACAUUUGUCUGCUCUGAUGUUAUUACCUUUCCAGCAUUCUCAAGCAGAAGACGUGUGCACUGUGUAUAAAAUGUAAAAGAAAUAAACCCAACUGUGGUGAUGAUGUAAUAUAUUUGGACAAAUCAUGUGCAUAUUUGAAAAUAAAAAUAGACCUACCCUUU